AUGAGCGUCCCGUUUCACCAAGCUCCGGCACUUCGCUUCAUCGAGUACUACAACACCACGAUGCAAUUUCAGAGCAAUCUGGCGUACCUCAAGAAUCCGCCGGCAGGUUACCAGCAGCCCGCUUUUGACUUCAUGGGGGCUUUAGAAGAACUGAAGCACAAUGUCACAGCGGGAGCCUUCAAGAACCAGUACGAUUUCGAGGCCAUGCUGCAAUACUUGGUUUACUCGGUUCAUGAUGCCCAUGUCAACCUCUAUGCAGGCAUUCUAUCAGUCUUUUCCUACGCUAGCCCCAUACCUCUUGUUUCAGCAUCAAUUGAUGGAAAGGAAGCGCCCAAAGUCUACUUUGCAGACGACAUCAUCGGCCGCCGGGACAACAUAUCCAACGGCGUCGAAAGCUCGAUUUCCGCCGUAUCGCACAUCAACGGCGAGCCAGUCGUAGAGUUUCUCACCCGGUUUGCGGCCCUCCAGUCGGUUGGCAUGCUGGAGCCCCAUGCCGACUGGAACGAGCUAAUGGACCACCCUGUUCAAGACGUUCAAAGAAUUUUCAGCAUCUUCUCCGGCUCGAGCACAUUCUAUCCAGGCGAUAUCCUCACCUUCUCCUUCGAGGAUUCUAGCAUACCUAACUGGGAGACGAAUUGGCUUGCCAUCUACAACACCGCCGAGUACACUGGUCCUCUGGAAACUUCUGGAGACUUCUACAACUUCUUCGUCCUCGGUCUGCUCCCUGAUUCGUAUGACGAAGUCCCGCUCCCAAUAGUCUUCAGAGGUCCGCUUGGCACAGAAAACUCGCCAGCUGCUGGAGACACACCUACUGGAGGCGGAACCACCGAAGAGCCCGGGGCCUGGUACAAUAGGAGCUAUGGUGCCUUUCCACAAACCCCGGAUAUCCAGCAGGAUAACCUGGACGAUGAAAGCGUUCUCACAGGGUACUUUUAUGAAGACAUAUCGACGGGAGUACUCAGCAUCCCCCACUUCAACCAGUAUGGAUUGGAAAUGGGCACCUUCGGCCUGGCUCUCGCGCAAUUCAUUGAAGGAGCCAAGGAAAAGAGAGCCUCCCGUAUUGUAAUCGAUCUGCAAAAGAACUUUGGUGGGUCGACAGGCAUCGCUCUGCUGCUUUUCCGCGAAUUCUUCCCCGGCAUCGACCCGUUCGCAGGGAGUCAACGACGCAGCCAUGAGUUGGGAAAUAUCUUGGGCUCGGCCAAAACACAGUACUGGCAAGAUGUAGCAGCCGGUACAGAAGAGGGCUUGGGGCUUCUGGCAGAUGAGUGGGUGAUAGCGGCUCGACUCAACGCCGAGACUGGGCGUAACUUCACUUCAUGGGAGGGGGAGUACGAGGGGCCCAGGCGGCAGAACGACGACGACUUCUCGCUUGAACGAUACGAUCUGAACAACCCACAGUUCCACGAGGCAACAUUCGAUGGAUGGCGCCUCACCCGCUACCUUGACGACAGCGGCGAGCAAACUAGGACGAUGUGGAAGCCUGAUGAUGUGGUCAUCCUCACCGACGGAACCUGCUCCUCCGCCUGCGCCUUGUUCCUUGAACUCGCAAAGACCCAAGCCGGCGCCCGCACGGUCGUUGUCGGCGGCGCCCCGAAGCCGGGCCCGAUGCAAGCGGCAAGCGGGAGUCGGGGAGCGCGCCUUUACACCGGUGACACCCUCGACAAAGACUUUAGCUGGAUCAGCGGGCGAAACGAGUCUGUCCGGCGCCUCCUCCCGCAUGAUCGAAACGAGACAGGCAUAUUCGUCGACUAUGCUGCCUUUAACCUCCGUGACCAGUUGCGCGAGGACGACACCUCCACGCCUCUCCAGUUCCGCUACGUCCCAGCGGACUGCAGGCUGUACUUUACCGUGGAUAAUGUUUACAACAUGACGGCUCUAUGGCACGACGUCGCGCACGCCGCGUUCGAGAACCCAAGCCUCUGCGUCGAGGGCUCGACAGGGUAUGGUUCGCGGGAUGGCAGGGCAAACGCGCCCCCCGAAUCGUCCGCGGUUCCGGCUCCGGUGCCGCGACCGGCCGUGGAAUUCUCAGUCGACUACGAUCCUUCCACGGAUAACGGUCUUCCAGCCGGCAUCGUUACCCCUCGUCCGAGCAGACACUCGGCCGCAAAGGAGGCCAAGCCGGGCCUAUGGAGACCCUGCCAGUUCAACGGCAAUACAUGCGCAGGAACUCUGGUUUGCCAGUGGGUCAGGUACUCCUGUAACGCCGGUGGCGAAUGGCAGGAAUGGACUGAUCUUGCUUGCGUCCAGCGUUGCCAACGCCUAGAGGGCGGCGACUGCGUCGUUGACAAAUCCUACGAUGCCAAGGAGAGUGCAGCUCGCGCGUCACUGGUGAAGAAGGCCAUUCCCACGAUGGUCAGGGGCGCCUAG
This is a messenger RNA of Colletotrichum higginsianum IMI 349063, 2367 nucleotides long. Its product is annotated as Peptidase S41 family protein. The record is from RefSeq and is a predicted model, not a curated record. The coding region runs from base 1 to 2367 and encodes 788 amino acids. NCBI's taxonomy places the organism in Eukaryota, Fungi, Ascomycota, Sordariomycetes, Glomerellales, Glomerellaceae. The transcript is spliced from 5 exons.